UCGCAUAUUCUCUGUGGCAGUGUGAAUUCAAUGUUCGUCGAAAAUUAUAGUGCUCGUGGAAAUUAAAGUUUUUAUUCCUCAGUGAAUCAGAUUCAAAAUGGCCUUCAUAACGCCAUACUGGGGCCUAGACGGCAUCAUCGUCUUCAUGUCCUUGAUAGCCUCGUUCUACCUGUAUAUGACCCGCAAAUUCAAAUACUGGUCGAAGCGAGGCAUUCAUGAGGUCCCACCGACACCCUUCCUAGGCAACUUCUCAAAGUGCUUCAUGCUGAAGAAAUCAGCGCCAGAGUUCGUGAAGGACCUGUAUGAUCAGUCGAAGGGGUUACCUUACAUGGGUUUCUAUAUCUUCGACAAGCCUUACUUCCUGGCCCGUGACCCCGAACUUGUCAAACACAUUCUGGUGAAGGAUUUCAAUGUGUUCCCUGACAGAAACGCGUCCACGGAUGAGAAACACGACCGUCUUGGGUACGCGAAUGUGUUCAUGAUGAAGAACCCAUCCUGGAAGAUACUCAGGGCGAAGCUGACACCGAUCUUCACCACGGGGAAGCUGAAGAAGAUGUUCAAUCUGAUGUUGAUGAUCGCGGACGAUCUAGGCAAGCAUCUUGAGUUAUUGCACUUGGAGGGCAAUGGAAAAGUAUUGGAAUUGAAGAAUCUAUGCGCCAACUUCACCACCGACAUGAUCGGUAGCACUGCGUUCGGUUUGAAUGUGAACGCACUGAACAACGAGGAAGCAGAAUUCCGCAAGAACGGAAAACACAUCUUUGAUUACAGCAUGGGUCGCGCCUUCGAGUUCCUUACUAUAUUCUUCUUCCCUGGCAUGAGCAAGUAUCUUCAUCCGAAAUUCUUCGGGAAGAAGGCGAGCAACUUUAUGCGAAACGUUUUCUGGGACGUGAUCAACCAACGAAUAGAGUCGGGUGAGAAGAGGAACGAUCUCAUCGAUCUUUUGAUCGAUCUUAGGGAGAAACACAAGGACGACACCACUCUUGAAGGAUUCAAAUUCGACGGCGACGAUUUGGUAUCACAAGCAGCUGUGUUCUUCAGCGGUGGCUUCGAAACUUCCUCUACUACCAUGUCCUUCACGUUGUACGAGCUAGCUCUGAACCAAGAGAUACAAAAGACCCUUAGGGAAGAGAUUCAGGACGCCCUCAUGAAAUCCGAUGGCAAGAUUUCAUACGAAAUGGUCAUGUCCUUACCAUAUCUGGAUAUGGUAGUAUCGGAAACCCUUCGCAAAUACCCUCCUCUGGCAUUAGAAAGGUACCCCGGUGUUCAUAUCUAUGAUGGGUAUGCAUUACGAUCCAGAGUAUUUCUCGGAUCCACAGAAGUACGAUCCACUCAGGUUUACCGAGGAGGCGAAGAAGUCUAGACCGAAUUUCGUUUACUUCCCGUUUGGUGAGGGCCCUCAUAUUUGUAUCGGCAUGCGAUUGGGACUCAUGCAGUCGAAGCUAGGACUCGUUCAGGUACUGAAAAGCUACGAGGUCUCACCUUGCGAGA
Molecule: messenger RNA, 1488 nt
Organism: Eufriesea mexicana
Lineage: Eukaryota; Metazoa; Arthropoda; Insecta; Hymenoptera; Apidae
Gene: CYP6AQ1
Product: cytochrome P450 6AQ1
Exons: 6
Coding region: 98-1360 (420 amino acids)
Molecular function (GO): iron ion binding; monooxygenase activity; oxidoreductase activity, acting on paired donors, with incorporation or reduction of molecular oxygen
Source: RefSeq, a predicted model, not a curated record